UAGCACACGAACAAUUCUCAUAACCGCUUAAGUAUGUGAGAAGGGGGUUUAUUUUGAAAGUUAGACCGGAAGUAACUUGUAUCUGACUGAAUUGACUCCACCGCUAACAAUUCUUUUAUUUCAGGAAAUUAAUUCAAAUCGUUGAGAAUUUAAACGUUGUGACCGAGACAGUUGCGGACUGUCGAGCGGCCACAGGGGGUUUAGAGUGAACAGUAAGCGACGCGCGCUCGCUGCUUGUUAUUGAACGAUGCAGGCAUUGCACAGCGCGUUUCAUUCAUUUGGCUAACGCUAACGCUAGCUCUGCGGCUUCUACUCGCUCACGGUAAUUUAAUGGUCGCUGCUGCAUUUGGCAGUCCACAGCGCUCGUCUCUGUGAAUGUCUGCUGAAGUGAGACAUAACAUAAUAUAGCGUAUUAGCCAUUGAGCCCGUGUACCGUCAGCUUGCGUCAGUCUACCAGGUGAAUUAACGCUCGGUUAGUGAGGGGAGGUUCAUUUCAACCAGACACUAUGGACUACGAGCACAAGGCAAAAGAAGUGGGCGACUGCAUGCUGGGCUACAAGAGGGACGAGUCCGGCUGGAAAGUCUGCAAGAAAUCGAAUGACGUGGUCGUGUCUUGGCGUCCCUCGUCGGAGUUCCCUGGGAAUGUUUAUAAGGGGGAGGGGAUUGUCAGUGGCUGCCCAGAGAAAGUGUGGGAGUGUCUGAAACCAGUACCCAACGGGCUCCGAGUCAAGUGGGACAAUAAUGUCAAAAAGUUUGAGCUUUUGGAACAAAUCAAAGAGGACAUCUCCAUCUGCCGAACAGUCACGCCCUCAGCAGCUAUGGGUAUCAUAGCUCCACGAGACUUUGUCGACGUCAUUUUAGUUAAGCAAUACGAAGAUGGCACCAUUUCAUCAAAUGCCACCAAUGUGAGUCACCCGGGCUGUCCGCCCCAGUCUGGCUACGUGAGAGGAUUCAACCAUCCCUGUGGUUGCAUCUGUGUCCCAAUCUCAGGGGAGCCCAACAAAACCCAGGUGUUCAGCUUCUUCCAGACCGACCUGGGUGGCUACCUCCCUCGCUCCGUGGUGGACUCGUUCUUCCCCUCCAGCAUGAUUGAGUUCUACAGCAACCUGGCCAAGGCUGUGAAAUCCCACAAGGACCUUUGACACGAAGAGUUGAGACAUUUUCCUUCAAACCUGAGCCCGACGACUAGGUCAGGUUUGUUGUAUUUUAAACAGUCCAAACUCGACAGCGAUCGGCACAUUGAAAUCAUCGAUCGCUGACUUCAAAUAGAUCCUAUCCAUGAUUUGUGUUCGUACAUUCCUAUCGUCCUGUGUUGAUGCACGAGGAAUCCAGUGAAUCUUCAACAGUCAACCCUCUUAUUUGAAAGCAGUUCAUGCACUUCGAAGUCCCACAAUCAGAAUGAGGGCUUGCCUUUGACUAAACCUGCAUCUCAAACUCCAGUCUCUCUUUUCAUCUCCUGCAGUGGAAUUAAUUAAUUUCCUUCAAUCUAAAGACUGAAGAUGGAAGUAAUUAUCUCUAUUUGUACAUGCUCUUAAAUAACAGUGCUUUUUUCCAUGCCGAUGAGACACGAGACAUGUCUUCUUCUUCUAAACUCAUACGUCAAUGUGUACAGUAAACAUGCAUGUUGCAUGGAUCCUAUUUAUCCUAUGCCGGUAUCAGGUUGUUGGUUUGGAGUACUGGCUCAUACCUCAUAUUUUGUUGUUUGUGUUGUACUUGAACUGCCAUUUGUUUUCCAACUCACCUGUAAACCCUGAUGAUCUGCCUCUUUCAUCCUUUACACUGAAGCACAGGUGGGUAAAUAUGGCAUGUUUUACGCUUCUCUUUUGAGCAGAAAAAUUAAUCUGAUUUUUUUCAUGCCAGUAGUUUCCAAGUAAUGGAUGGUACCUGUACUUGUAGAGUGCUUUUCUAGUCUUCUGACCACUCAAAGCGCUUUAACACUACAAGACAUCAUUCACCCAUUCAUACACCGAUGGGAGGGGCGAAGGUGACACCUGCACAUCAGCAGUAACUAACAUUCACACACUUGUAGAACAGCUGUGGAAGACACUUGAACCCAAAUGGACUAGUGGAGCCGGGGAUUAAACCACCGAGCCUCUGAAAGAUGACCCUUCUCAUCACCGAGCCAUAGUACAUUUCCCUUUUUGAAUUUUUCUUCAAAUACAGUUCCUGAAACAACUCUUGCAGAUUCAAGAUUAUAACUACAGCAGUUGCCUGGAGAGGGUUAGCUGGCUUCUCAAAACUUAACAACGACUUUUCUGACUAACUGGGCUCACAAAGGUGGUCACCAUGCUCUUGGGUAAAAUGGCAAAAAAACUAGACUUGUUAUUAUAUUUCUAAGUAUGUUUGUGGGCAGUUUCGCAUUUUGUGAGUGAAGAGAGGUUAACUCCUUGGCGAAGGAGUGCUUUGUUGCUCUUGUCAUUUUUGGACUAAAGGUGCGUUCACACCAAAAGCGAAACUUUUUUCGCGCGACCGAAUCCCAUGAAAAGUCAACGUACAGACUGUGGCUGCGAUAGACGCAAUAUUUUCCCAGGCGGCGCGUUUGGGGCGACGCGAUGUGGCCGACCCGUUUACAGCGGCACGUUUACAGCGGCACAAUUUUCGCCCUGAGUUGAAAUAUUUCAACUUUGAGGCGGUCAUCUCGCAACUCGGGCCAAUCAGCUCUUGAGUUCUCUCUCGUAGCGCUGGAAGCAGAAGUCUUUCAGACGUAACAGUAACUUCAUCGGUGAAAGUGAUCGAGCUGAGUGAGCCUACGGGUGAUGUCAUGAACCCAAACACGAGGGCGUUAGUGUGUGGGAUGUCCACAACAAAUAUAAAGCAGAACUAGUUGUUAGCAGUGGCGGCUGGUGAAUUUUUUUUUUGGGGGGGGCGCAGUUGGGCGACGCGGUUUAAAUAGCACUCAACAAUGAGAAGAAAAGAGAUUUUGAGUAGAAUAUUGUAAAAAAACAAAGCUUUAUUUCAAGAACACACCGUGCUCAACACUGUCCAAUAACAACUAUCAACACACUGUGACUUUGGGCAUGAGAGGUUCAGAGCAGCUUUAAGGAACAUUGGGUUGGGUUUCAGAGGUUUUCAAAAUAAAAGAGUUUCACCCUCACAUGAAAGAGGUUCAGAGCAGAAUAGAGUCAGAAAGAGAUCACAUGUUACAUUGGGUGUCUGACAGAGUGGACCCCACUACGUGUAAAGAAAAGUAGCCUCCUCUCUUUAAAGUUGGCAAACUUCUCCAUAACUCUCUGGUUAAAGUCAAUCAUGUCUGUAACCAGCCUGUUUCCAUUAUUCUGGAGGGAAUGUGUCUGUUUUUCAGAACUUCUUCGUUGUGUUUUCGAUGCCAGUUCGGUCUCCUUCUGCUGCUCUGCUCUGCAAACAGGGUUAGCUUCAUGCUGUUAGCUAGUUAGCUUCAUGCUCUUAGCAAGAUAACCGGCAAGAUUCGUGCUUUACACUUGUCUGAAGCUCUUUAGAUCCCUCACCCCGUUGUAGUCCAGAGAGUUUCAGUCCCAGGACUUUGGAACAACAGACAGGGGAAAUUAAACAGUGCAUUACUCACUGAGCUCCAGCUGACCAGCUCCGUUAGCAACCUGCUCCCGUAGCUCCGUGGAGCUCUCUGGGCUGAGGGAACGAUACCGGUCUCUGAUCUGCCGAAUAGUCCAAUCACGUGAAAUGAUAAAACGAUGUCAUUGGCCAGAGCGCACAUUUUUGCGCCCCAAGAUUCACGUUUCAUCCGCCAAUGAGAAGCCGUCCUUGCCGAAACGACUGUGAAAUGUUUGCUCGCUCCCGCACACACACGUUUGGCCGGUGCCCUGAAAAUGGGGAGGGGCUUCUCUCCGUGAUAAUGAGUGGCGAUAUAUUCUAUUUUUUCACAUUAACUUAAGUGGUUGUUGACAGGCUGACGGUCUCCCACACACAUUUAGCGCGUCAACACGGUAUAUUUACUAUUUAAAUGAGUUGGCAUAUAAUGUUUUUUGACAGGAUGUAUUUUUUGUUUCUUCUUCUUCUUUUUUUUCAUCUCAAAAUUUUAAGAGGGGCGGCGCCCUAGCGCCCUCUAUGGACGCACCGCCACUGGUUGUUAGUUAUUCUGGUGGAUGAAGGAGAUGAUAGCGGUCUUUACGGAGAUGAGACACAGAGAUAAGCCCCGCCCCUCGCGGAGCGUCUCGACGCUCAUCGCUUGAACACGGCGAAUGGUCGAACGAGUAAACUCACGCGUUUUGGGCGACGCGAAAAAUAGUUUCGCUUUUGGUGUGAACGCACCUUUAGUCCCCAGAAAGAGUCCAGCUUUUGUGUCAAAUUCGACAUGGUGGUCAACGAUGGAAUUACAACUCCCGGAUUCCAUCAUGUGACGCCAUGAGGCCCAAAAAGACUUUUGCUCAAAGACUUAAUCAUUUGAUAAUUUUCCUUAAGGUCACUCAAUCACUUGAAUGGCCCAUAUUUAAAUAAUUAUGUUGUGAAUUGAACUAACAGCUGAAUCCAGAAUUAUUUCCUUUGCUCCAUUCAUAUAAAUGAGUCUGAGAGUUAGGAGGCGGGGCUAAUGGAAACUAGUUCUAUGGGCCCAGUGAUUGAGAAUAUUUCAGGAAGAUUUUGGUAAUCCCAGUACUGUUAUAGACACCCUUUGAUGUGUAAUGUGAGCUAAACUAUAGAGCAUUUGUGAACUUCAUGAGGUUUCUCAACUCUGACGCCAGUGGUGGAAAGUAGAAUUAUACUGACACGUAUCAUAAAGUACAAAUGAAUGGUACUUCAGUGUUUUUACAUGUAGAUUAUCAAAAUCCAGGACCAGUACGAUAUUUAUCAGUCCAGUUUCUCUCAAGGCCAACUCACUGUCUGCACAUUGUAGUUCAUGAUAGUUGUGUAUGGGGGGGAACAUAAUUGGGAAAAGUACUUGUGGAACUUGAAGUGGAAUUGUAUAUAAUGACGGUACUUCUACUACGACACAUGUACUACCUGACAUGAGCCCAUCCACACUGACCAUUAGCUUUAUUUAAUCAUGCUGUCUUGUCAUUUAACGUGGGGACUCAUUUUAGGGUUAGACACAGGAGGUGAACUACUGCACACACAAGUCAAAGCUUACAGCUCAAAUCAUGUCUGUAUUUAACAUCUAAACAAUAUAAAAGUUGCUAUUGCAUUUAUACGCAUUUCAUAUUAUGUACAACAUAUUCACAUGUACGUUUUUUCACAACUGCCAGUAAGUUCUUCAGGUACUCAGAAGAAAUGACCACACAUGUACUGUACUCGUUUGAAUCCUCACUUUAGUUGGGGAAAUGGUGGUUUAAAAAGAAACCGUGUAAGCCUUCCCUUGAUCCCCACUUUAUUUAAGGUUCCUUAAUUUAUGGAUCCCUCAGAUCCCUUUAAAUGAAAAUAUGUGUAUCUGAGUCAGGGAAGACCGGAUGGAGGAUUUGGUAUGUGUUGUCAACUUGGUGCACCAGAGCCUUCAUGUGUACGAUAAGCCAUAUAGUGUGACAUGUCUUUCUUUUGGAGUAUCAAGCUUCCUUUGAACAAGAUUCGGCACGUCACCUGUAACAUCUUUUUACCUCCCAGUUUAGACGGUAAUAUUAAUGAAAUACCUCCUAAUUGAAUUCCACCAUUUCCAGGUCAUGUGAGAGCUCAUUGUUUUAUAGACAUUUUCAUGUUUGUUUAUGAAAUAGCCGACAAAUACAAAGAGACUGGGAACCAGAGAAGCACAGUUCCCUGGCAUUUUAAGUAGAUAUUCUUCUGGACUGUCUCUACCAUGUGUUAACGUGUGAUCAUCUGGGCUAACUUCUUCAGGAGCCGCCAUUGUUGUUUAGAACAAUCAGUCGACAUGCUCACCUAAGCCACGCCCUUAGCUGCCUGUAGCUUCACUCAGGACUCUGAUUGGUCUAAACCAAUGAUUGCGUUCCAUGAAGCCUGACAACACUGUCUGUCUCAUGAUCACGAGUAGCGCAUCACUGAUGGGGAGGAGUAGGUAACGCUCAUUCAACGCGUUAGGUUGGUUUUGCUGGACAGUGAUGGAAUCUCUGUGGCUCUGGGGAUGCACAUUAAUACCAGGUUUAAAUGUAGUCUGGAUACGAGAGCCUUUUGGAAGUGGAUUUAGAAACUUUACAGUUGAUUUUCAUUUGUAAUGCAAUAACUUUUUUAAAUGUUUCCCUUUAUCCUGAUAUAUAAACGUGUCAAUAGUUGAUGUAAAUGGAGCCGUAGGAACCGACACUAACAAGUUGUGACAUCAUCGGGGGCGGUUGUAGCUCAGUGGGGUAAGGGGGUCGUCCUGCAACCCCAAGGUCGUCGGUUCAAUCCCCCGCUUUCCCCAUUAGUUGCACGUUGAAGUGUCCAUGAGCAAGGCACUGAACCCCCAGUUGCUCCCCGGGCGCUUCACUGCAGCCCACUGCUCCUUAAUAACUAAGGAAGGCUUAAAUGCAGAGAAUACAUUCCGUUGCCUCUGUACCUGUACUCUGUGCAAUGACAAUAAAUUGAAUCCAAUCCAAUCUCACCACCAAUGAGACCAAAUACCCAGCAUACAGUUACUCUUCCGUGGUUGACAUUCAGAUACCAGUUCAAAGUGGCCUAAGUUUCCAAAGUUGUGGUCCAACAGUCACUUCUGUCCCCUGUUUGCACAACAUCCGGGGCAAUUUAAGCACUGACCUAACAAAAGUGUGUGUAAAAUUACACAUCAGAUGUGUCCAGAGUACUCCUCUUACUGAAAGCAACUGCUGUUCCCCUUUACAUUUGCACAUGAGUGUUUAUCUUGUACUGUUUUGCCCCUUGUUCGUUUUGUAUUUCACCAGCAUUAAAAUAAUGAAGAACA
This is a messenger RNA of Pseudoliparis swirei, 6766 nucleotides long. RefSeq names its product StAR-related lipid transfer (START) domain containing 5 (gene stard5). Gene Ontology annotation, molecular function: lipid binding. The record is from RefSeq and is a predicted model, not a curated record. The coding region runs from base 507 to 1142 and encodes 211 amino acids. The transcript has 6 exons. Lineage: Eukaryota; Metazoa; Chordata; Actinopteri; Perciformes; Liparidae.